GGGGGGUGAGUGUGAGGGGGGUGAGUGUGAGAGGGGGUCACUACUGGAUGCGCUGAGCCGGGGUCUCAUGAGGAGCCGAGGGAGUCCCCAGGUGGUGGUGGGGGCCCUGGCCGUGUGGCCGCUCCUCCUCCUCCUGCUCCUGCCGCUGGGCGUCCCGGUGGUGUCCGCCACGGAGCUCACGUUCGAGCUGCCCGACAACGCGAGGCAGUGCUUCUAUCAGCACGUGGCGGCGGGAGCCCGCGCCUCGCUCGAGUACCCGGUGAUCACCGGGGGACACUACGACGUGGACUGCCGCCUGGAGGGCCCCGAGGGCGGCGUGCUGUACACGGAGACGCGCAAGCAGCACGACAGCUUCGCGUGGACGAGCGAGCGCGGCGGCCUUCACAGCUUCUGCUUCUCCAACGAGUUCUCCACUUUCUCGCACAAGACGGUCUACUUCGAGCUGCAGGUCGGGGACGAGGCGCCGCUCAUGCCCGAGAUGGGCCGCCGCGUCACGGCGCUCACGCAGAUGGAGUCGUCGUGCGUGAGCGUCCACGAGGGCCUGCGGGCGACGCUGGACUACCAGACGCACCACCGGCUGCGCGAGAGCCAGGGCCGCGCGCGUGCCGAGGAGCUGCGCACGCGCGUGGCGCUCUGGUCGCUGGGCGAGACUGUGCUGCUGCUGCUCGUGGGCGCGGGGCAGGUGCUGCUGCUGCGCGGAUUCUUCAGCGAGGACCGCCGGGCACAGGCGAGGUCAUAGACCGCCCGACCACCCGCGCGCCCCCGUGUUUUGCGCGCCCCCGUGUUUUGCGCGUCCGCGCGUCCGUGUGCCGGUGUGCCCGUGCGUGCUCGCGCGUGUUCUUCUUGUACGCGCGCGUUUGCUUCGCGUAGCUACCACGUGCGUUGCUGUGUGCGUGCGUGUGUGCUCAUGUCGGUGUGUGUGUGUGUGCGUGCGUGUGUGCUCAUGUCGGUGUGUGUGUGUGUGCGUGCGCGUCUACGUGCACGUGUGU
This is a messenger RNA of Petromyzon marinus (sea lamprey), 989 nucleotides long. RefSeq names its product transmembrane emp24 domain-containing protein 3-like. The record is from RefSeq and is a predicted model, not a curated record. Lineage: Eukaryota; Metazoa; Chordata; Hyperoartia; Petromyzontiformes; Petromyzontidae.